AUGCUGGUGCGUGUUGUGAUCUGGGUGCACCUUGUGAUGUGGUUCAUCCUGAUCCUCGUCACCAACAACAGCACCAGCACCAACAACAGCACCAGCACCAACAACAGCACCAACACCAACAACAGCACCAACACCAGCACCAACAACAGCACCAGCACCAACAACAGCACCAACACCAACAACAGCCCCAGCACCAACAACAGCACCAACAACAGCACCAGCACCAACAAGAGCACCAACACCAGCACCAACAAGAGCACCAGCACCAACAACAGCACCAGCACCAACAAGAGCACCAGCACCAACAACAGCACCAGCACCAACAAGAGCACCAGCACCAACACCAGCACCAACAACAGCACCAACACCAGCACCAACAACAGCACCAACACCAGCACCAACAACAGCACCAACACCAGCACCAACAACAGCACCAACAACAGCACCAACACCAGCACCAACAACAGCACCAGCACCAACAAGAGCACCAACACCAGCACCAACAAGAGCACUAGCACCAACAACAGCACCAGCACCAACAACAGCACCAGCACCAACAAGAGCACCAGCACCAACAAGAGCACCAGCACCAACAACAGCACCAACACCAACAACAGCACCAACAACAGCACCAACAACAGCACCAACACAAGCACCAGCACCAACAACAGCACCAACAACAGCACCAACAACAGCACCAGCACCAACAACAGCACCAGCACCAACAACAGCACCAGCACCAACAACAGCACCAACACCAACAACAGCACCAACAACAGCACCAGCACCAACAAGAGUACCAACACCAGCACCAUUGGAUUACGCAAUGUAGCAUAA
Messenger RNA from Knipowitschia caucasica, 837 nucleotides. The record is from the annotation of a GenBank genome assembly. NCBI's taxonomy places the organism in Eukaryota, Metazoa, Chordata, Actinopteri, Gobiiformes, Gobiidae.